CACUGCCACGCUCACAUUUCUUGUGUCACUGAUCAACUCCUCUCAGCUCUUCGGUUCCAGAAAUCAUGAGUUUGGGCAAGAAGAUUAAUGUUGGAGUGGACGGUUUUCGACGGAUCGGUCGUUUUGUAUCUGGAGUCACUCGUCAAAAAGAAAUUCCAAAGCUUUCAGAUGUCAACAGUCCGUUGAAGGUCACUGAUUUUAAGGCUCCUCUGCCAUCAGCUUACUUUGUUUCAGAACAAGGUCAAGAUGGAUCAAGAGUGUUUGCCCUCCUGGGUGCAGGAAUUUCUGGAUUUUUAAGCUUUUCGACGGUAGCUUAUUCUGAUGAGGCUGAACAAGGCUUAGAGUGUCCCAGCUAUCCAUGGCCUCACCAAGGCAUUCUCAGUUCAUAUGACCAUGCCUCGAUCCGCAGAGGCCACCAGGUUUACCAACAAGUUUGUGCUUCAUGCCACUCUAUGUCACUGAUCUCUUACAGAGAUCUUGUUGGUGUAGCAUACACUGAGGAAGAAACAAAGGCUAUGGCAGCUGAGAUUGAAGUGGUUGAUGGGCCUAAUGAUGAGGGUGAGAUGUUUACUCGUCCUGGCAAACUUAGCGACCGUUUUCCUCAGCCUUAUGCAAAUGAACAAGCAGCUAGGUUUGCUAAUGGAGGGGCCUACCCCCCAGAUCUAAGUCUUAUUACCAAAGCCCGUCAUAACGGUCAGAACUACGUAUUUUCCCUUCUUACAGGCUAUCGUGAUCCUCCUGCUGGUGUUUCGAUCAGAGAGGGACUGCAUUACAAUCCUUACUUCCCUGGUGGAGCUAUUGCUAUGCCAAAAAUGCUUAAUGAUGGUGCUGUUGAAUAUGAAGAUGGAACACCUGCAACAGAGGCACAAAUGGGAAAAGACAUUGUGUCGUUUUUGACCUGGGCUGCUGAGCCUGAGAUGGAAGAAAGAAAACUGAUGGGAUUUAAAUGGAUAUUUGUAUUAUCGCUUGCACUUCUGCAAGCUGGUUACUACAGACGCAUGAGAUGGUCAGUUCUCAAGUCUCGUAAGCUUGUGCUUGAUGUGGUCAACUGAUCUACAUUUCAAACUUCGUGUCUGCAUCUCAGAGAGGUAAACACACAAUAAACUUAUUUUGGCAUGUUACCUGAUAAAAUGGCAUACAGAGAUGAAACUCUGCUUUUUAAAUAUUCUUUAUGUGGGGGUGAGGACCACGUGUUCUAUGUAAAAUGGAAGUGUUCUCGUUUGAAUCUCCACCCCUCUCUCUCUAUAUAUAUAUCUUCACUUCGGUCGACUUAAAUUACAAUGUAAUUCAGUAAGAAAAUUAUUGUCUGUAGAUUAAUAGAAGUAAAUGUUCAUGUGGC
Molecule: messenger RNA, 1339 nt
Organism: Cynara cardunculus var. scolymus (artichoke)
Lineage: Eukaryota; Viridiplantae; Streptophyta; Magnoliopsida; Asterales; Asteraceae
Product: cytochrome c1-2, heme protein, mitochondrial-like
Exons: 9
Coding region: 66-1052 (328 amino acids)
Biological process (GO): mitochondrial electron transport, ubiquinol to cytochrome c
Molecular function (GO): heme binding; electron transfer activity
Source: RefSeq, a predicted model, not a curated record